Propithecus coquereli (Coquerel's sifaka) is the source of this 1802-nucleotide messenger RNA. It is a transcript of the gene VSIG8, whose product is annotated as V-set and immunoglobulin domain containing 8. The transcript has 7 exons. Gene Ontology annotation, cellular component: intracellular anatomical structure. The coding region runs from base 129 to 1376 and encodes 415 amino acids. The record is from RefSeq and is a predicted model, not a curated record. NCBI's taxonomy places the organism in Eukaryota, Metazoa, Chordata, Mammalia, Primates, Indriidae.
UGCACCUUCCUGCCACCCCGGGCAGUGUCUGGGCCCUCGGCUCCCCCUCCCUCCACCAGCCCCCUCACACGCACACCGCAGCCCACAGGAUACGCAGCCCAGGUGGAGCAAACACCGAGCCUAGAGACAUGGGAGUUCGAGGAGCGUUCCACAUUCUACUUGUGUGCCUGAGCCCAGCACUGCUGUCUGCUGUGCGGAUUAACGGGGAUGGCCAGGAGGUCCUGUACCUGGCGGAAGGUGACAAUGUGAGGCUGGGCUGCCCCUACGUCCUAGACCCUGAAGAUUAUGGUCCCAGUGGGCUGGACAUAGAGUGGAUGCAGGUCAACUCGGACCCCGCACAUCGGGAGAACGUGUUUCUAAGUUACCAGGACAAGAGGAUCAAUCACGGCAACCUCCCCCAUCUGCAGCAGAGGGUCCGCUUUGCAGCCUCGGACCCCAGCCAGUACGAUGCCUCCAUCAACCUCAUGAACCUGCAGGUAUCUGACACAGCCACCUAUGAGUGCAGGGUGAAGAAGACCACCACGGCCACCCGGAAGGUCGUCGUUACUGUGCAAGCACGCCCUGCGGUACCCAUGUGCUGGACUGAGGGCCACAUGACAUAUGGCAACGACGUGGUGCUGAAGUGCUUUGCCAACGGGGGCUCCCAGCCCCUCUCCUACAGGUGGGCCAAGAUCAGCGGGCACACGUACCCCUACCGAGCCGGGUCCUACGCCUCCCAGCACAGCUUCCACUCUGAACUCUCCUACCAGGAGUCCUUCCACAGCUCCAUGACUCAAGGCCUGAACAACGGUGACCUGGUGUUGAAGGAUGUCUCCAGAGCGGAUGAUGGGCUGUAUCAGUGCACAGUGGCCAACCAAGUGGGCUACAGCGUUUGUGUGGUGGAGGUGAAGGUCUCAGACUCCCGGCGUGUAGGCAUGAUCAUCGGCGCCGUGCUGGGCUCUUUGCUCGCGCUGGCUUGCCUGGCGUUGGGCAUCUGGGGGCUCGUGUGCUGCUGCUGCGGGGGCGCUGGGGCCGGCGUCGCCCGCGGUGCCUUCGGCUACAGCAACAGCGGGGUCGGCGGAGGGGCCUGCGGCGACUUGGCUAAUGAGAUCAGAGAGGACGCCGUGGCGCCCGGGUGCAAGGCCAGCGGGCGCGGCAGCCGCGUCACCCACCUCCUGGGGUACCCGACGCAGAACGUCAGCCGCUCCCUGCGCCGCAAGUACGCGCCUCCGCCCUGCAGCGGCCCUGAGGACGUGGCCCUGGCGCCCUGCACCGCCGCCUGCACCGCCGCGGCCUGCGAAGCCGGCCCCUCCCAGGUCUACGUCAAGGUCAAGAGCGUGGAGCCGGCCGACUGCGCCCAGGGGCCGCUGCAGUGCAAGGACGGUCUCUUGGUGUGAGCGCGCGUGCUGCGCCGCGCCGGGCUGCGCCCUGGCCGGGAGGGGGGUGCGGGGCUCUCUGCCCGCAGCUGGGGACACGUUUGGGCUGGUGCCGACCUCGCUCGCCCCGGGCCGCCCGGCGGCUGGGGGGGUUGAAGGCAUUUCCCUCGGGAAAUACGUAGGGAGGCCAAGCCUCCUCCCCCAAAAUGGGAAUGGGUGGGCGCGGAACCUUCUCCGCACCCCCGAAGCCCGGAGGCUCGGGGAUGAGGGAGGGAGGAGGAAGCGGAGUUAGUGUCCUAGAGCGGUUGAGGCCAGAGGCCGGGUGUCCCCAGCCAAAGCAGAGGGCCUCGGGGCCGGUGGGUAGGGGUGUGGAAUGAAUGGCUCAGUGUGUGAGAGCUGAGCUCUGAGGCAGCAGUGUUAGCACAAUAAAGGAACUUUAAGACUUGA